Molecule: messenger RNA, 1480 nt
Organism: Pongo pygmaeus (Bornean orangutan)
Lineage: Eukaryota; Metazoa; Chordata; Mammalia; Primates; Hominidae
Product: mas-related G-protein coupled receptor member X3
Exons: 2
Coding region: 195-1163 (322 amino acids)
Biological process (GO): G protein-coupled receptor signaling pathway
Cellular component (GO): plasma membrane
Molecular function (GO): G protein-coupled receptor activity
Source: RefSeq, a predicted model, not a curated record
AGCAUCUUCAUAAGCCUGGAUUGCUAACCAGCUUUCAUUUCAGCUCCUGUAGACAUCUCCUGAAUUAAGCAACACAGAAAAGUCCUCUGAAGUCACUGAAUCCCAGAAAGGCUCUCUACCUUUAGUACAAGGCAGGUCUUCACCACUGGACAAAGAAGGAACAAUAAGGGGACACCAGACAAGGGUUUCUGAGCAUGGAUUCAACCAUCCCAGUCUUGGGUACAAAACUGACACCAAUCAAUGGACGUGAGGAGACUCCUUGCUACAAGCAGACCUUGAGCCUCACGGUGCUGACAUGCAUCGUUUCCCUUGUCGGGCUGACAGGAAAUGCGGUUGUGCUCUGGCUCCUGGGCUUCCGCAUGCGCAGGACCGCCUUCUCAAUCUACAUCCUCAACCUGGCCGCGGCAGACUUCCUCUUCCUCAGCGGCCACAUUAUACGUUCGCCGUUACGCCUCAUCAAUAUCCGCCAUCCCAUCUCCAAAAUUCUCAAUCCUGUGAUGACCUUUCCCUACUUUAUAGGCCUGAGCAUGCUGAGCGCCAUCAGCACCGAGCGCUGCCUGUCCGUCCUGUGGCCCAUCUGGUACCGCUGCCGCCGCCCCACACACCUGUCAGCGGUCGUGUGUGUCCUGCUCUGGGCCCUGUCCCUGCUGCGGAGCAUCCUGGAGUGGAUGUUCUGUGACUUCCUGUUUAGUGGUGCUGAUUCUCUUUGGUGUGAAACGUCAGAUUUCAUUACAAUCGCGUGGCUGAUUUUUUUAUGUGUGGUUCUCUGUGGGUCCAGCCUGGUCCUGCUGGUCAGGGUCCUCUGUGGAUCCCGGAAGAUGCCGCUGACCAGGCUGUACGUGACCAUCCUGCUCACAGUGCUGGUCUUCCUCCUCUGUGGCCUGCCCUUUGGCAUUCAGUGGGCCCUGUUUUCCAGGAUCCACCUGGAUUUGAAAGUCUUAUUUUGUCAUGUUCAUCUAGUUUCCAUUUUCCUGUCCUCUCUUAACAGCAGUGCCAACCCCAUCAUUUACUUCUUCGUGGGCUCCUUUAGGCAGCGUCAAAAUAGGCAGAACCUGAAGCUGGUUCUCCAGAGGGCUCUGCAGGACACGCCUGAGGUGGAUGAAGGUGGAGGGCGGCUUCCUGAGGAAACCCUGGAGCUGUCGGGAAGCAGAUUGGAGCAGUGAGGAAGAACCUCUGCCCUGUCAGACAGGACUUUGAGAGCAAUGCUGCCCUGCCACCCUUGACAAUUAUAUGCAUUUUUCUUAGCCUUCUGCCUCAGAAAUGUCUCAGUGGUUCCUCAAGGUCUUCGAAUAGAUGUUUAUCUAACCUGACAGUUGCAGUUUUCACCCAUGGAAAGCAUUAGUCUGACAGUACAAUGUUUACAUUCUCCUUGAUGUUACCAACACAAUUUUCCUGUUACCUUACACCGAAUCUUUCUUACUGAAUGCUUUUCCUGCAAUUUUCAUUGUAAUAAAAGGAGUUCCUGUCCACAACCCUAAAA